Molecule: messenger RNA, 3690 nt
Organism: Cyclopterus lumpus (lumpfish)
Lineage: Eukaryota; Metazoa; Chordata; Actinopteri; Perciformes; Cyclopteridae
Product: retinoic acid receptor gamma-A-like
Exons: 11
Coding region: 453-2135 (560 amino acids)
Biological process (GO): regulation of transcription by RNA polymerase II; cellular response to corticotropin-releasing hormone stimulus; retinoic acid receptor signaling pathway
Cellular component (GO): transcription regulator complex; nucleus
Molecular function (GO): nuclear receptor activity; zinc ion binding; nuclear glucocorticoid receptor binding
Source: RefSeq, a predicted model, not a curated record
GAGAGGGAGGCGGAAUGCACAGGCUGAGCUCUGUCGUCGCAAACACAACUACUACGUUCCUUCUCAGAUCAAGACUCACUAACCACCACACUGUGCCGUGUUCACAUCCCACUUCUGACUUGAGUAAUCAUCCAUUUCAUCUCUUGGUCAUUUACUCUGUCAGUGGACAUCCGCAGAGUGCCGGCUACUAAGUGAACUCUGUCUCUCAGAUCCCAGAGUCUGUACCUGGUCAGGUCUUGGUCACGUGGCUCCUGGUCUACUUUCCUGUUUAAGCAGCAUCCUUCCUACCUCUCUGCAGCCUGACACCAGAGCAGCCAGCAGCUGAGAGGGAGGGGCUGAAUGGCAGCAGCCCACUUCAAACUCAACGCAGGCCCCUGACGAAGACGACGCAGGGAGACAAAACAACAAAACAUUUAGAGAAAUCACUUGAACCACCAGCAACACUUUACACAAUGGCAACCAACAGGGAGCACCAAGUGCGUCACAUAACCGGCUUCCCCCGGGCUAUGUACCCGUUCACCUUUAACUCCAUGCGUAGCCACUCCCCCUUUGACCUGCUGGCCAGUAGCCACCUUUUCGGCCGUUUUGGGACAGACCUUCCCAAAGAGAUGGCUGCAUUGUCUUGGCUGCAGAACAAGCGGCUGAAGCUGUGUUUGCUGGGAUUUGAGAGGAGCAUGUUCGACUGUAUGGAGGCUCUGGGGCUUGGCCCGCGGGCCCGCUUUGAUGUGUCCGCGCAAGGAUCAUGCAUGCUCGGCAAGGCAACCCCUUACUUCUCCGGCCUAGACCCCUUCGCCUGGGCUGGAACUGGCAGCAUUCAGUCGGUGGAGACCCAGAGCACCAGCUCAGAGGAGAUGGUCCCCAGCUCUCCUUCUCCUCCUCCUCCACCCCGGAUCUACAAGCCGUGCUUUGUGUGCCAGGACAAGUCAUCUGGUUAUCACUAUGGAGUGAGCUCCUGUGAGGGCUGCAAGGGUUUCUUUCGGCGCAGUAUCCAAAAGAACAUGGUUUAUACAUGCCACAGAGACAAGAACUGCCAGAUCAACAAAGUGACUCGCAACCGCUGCCAAUACUGUCGGCUGCAGAAGUGCUUUGAAGUUGGCAUGUCCAAAGAAGCGGUGCGUAACGACAGGAACAAAAAGAAGAAGGAUGUAAAGGAGGAGGUGGUUCUGCCAGAGAACUAUGAGUUGAGUGGAGAACUAGAGGAGCUGGUUAACAAAGUCAGCAAAGCUCACCAAGAGACCUUUCCAUCUCUGUGCCAGUUAGGAAAAUACACCACAAAUUCAAGUGCUGACCACAGAGUACAGCUGGACUUGGGCCUGUGGGAUAAGUUCAGUGAGCUGUCCACUAAGUGCAUUAUAAAGAUUGUGGAGUUUGCCAAGCGGCUACCAGGCUUCACUACGCUCACCAUCGCUGACCAGAUCACCCUCCUCAAAUCUGCAUGCCUGGACAUCCUGAUGCUGAGGAUAUGCACUCGCUACACCCCAGAACAGGACACGAUGACCUUCUCAGAUGGCCUGACGCUCAACAGGACCCAGAUGCAUAACGCUGGCUUUGGCCCACUGACAGAACUGGUGUUUGCCUUUGCUGGCCAGCUGCUGCCUUUAGAGAUGGAUGACACAGAAACGGGCCUACUCAGUGCCAUCUGCCUCAUCUGCGGAGACCGUAUGGAUCUGGAGGAGCCACAGAAAGUAGACAAGCUUCAGGAGCCGCUGCUAGAGGCUCUGAAGAUCUAUACCCGCCGCAGACGCCCAAACAAGCCUCACAUGUUUCCCCGCAUGCUGAUGAAAGUCACAGACCUCCGAGGAAUCAGCACCAAAGGUGCAGAAAGAGCCAUCACACUGAAGACGGAGAUCCCAGGCCCCAUGCCUCCACUGAUCAGGGAGAUGCUGGAGAACCCAGAGGCCUUCGAGGACAGCAGUGACUCAGGGGACAGCGCCGCAGCCGCUCCCCCUGCUAUUCAAGCCAUCAAACAAGAGGAGAAGGCCACAGAUGAGUCAGCCGUUGAGGAGGAAGAGGAGGAAGAAGAGGACGACUACUGGGAUGAGGAGAAAGAGCGAGGGGCUGACAGUGAUGGGGAGCUGUCGGGGGAGGCAGCAGCGGGUGUGCAAAAGAAAGGUGUAACUGGUACAACGCAGUGAGAGAGACAAGAUGAUGCUGCUUCCUCCUUCAGAUCACUGAGUCCUCCAAGAAACCUCAUAGAAUUAGGCUCUUAUACAACUACGGUGUUGCAUACAGCACAUACAAAUACUGUAAAUGUUGACUGAAAGGAAAAUAUGUUAUAUUCAGUAUAGGAAGCAAGGAAUGGGAGAAGCAAAAGCACUAAAUGUAAGUGGGUUGAGCAGAGCACCAUGAAAAAUCACUGUGCCAAAACGAGACUCUAAAAGAUAUUUCAAAAGUGUUUUGUUCUACCCAAAGAGGAAUGAGAUGUGGUGGACCGAAGAAAAUGCACUCCUCAGCUAUCUAUAAGGGCUAUGCUUUAUAUACAAUUGAUGGUAAAAAUACAUUGCAACAACAGAACUCUAUGUGGUGUCCAUUUGCCGCAAAUGUCUUGAGAAUUAUUAUUACAGAGAUUUGCAACUUAUUUUUUUAUUGUAUGGUUUUUCUAAGCAUGUAAACAUUUCUGUUCUGUCUUUUUGCCUGUUUGUGGGAAUCUUUUCUUUUUUUUUUUUUUACUUAGUCCUGCUCACAUUUGACUGGACAUAUAGUGAGGUUUUUUUUUUUUUCAAGCUUGUCUUUAAUGUUAGGCAUUUCUGCGUUGUUGGACACAGUGAAAAGCAAAGAUGACGAAGAGAGCAAUAGCAAAGAGAGAGCAGGUCAUGAGCAGGACUCAAACUCACAAUACGACAAGCAUGUGGUAUGAAGCCCUUAUGGGUAUACACAGAAUAAGAAGAAUACUGUAAUUUCAUCUCUGGUGCUUGUGAUGCAAAUAAGAAACUAAUCAAUAAUGCAAAACAAAUGCAGCAGCAUAUCUCCACCAAAACAUAUUUUGUUGUAAUACUUCGACUAAUGAAUCUGCAGGGUAGAUUAAAUGUCAUCACACAAUCUCAGGUUGAUUCCAUCAGGGUCACAUCUCAUCUGACAGUAUUUUUUCCGAAAUGCUCUGACACAGCGCCAACAUCUUCAACAAGAAGUAGGAUUAUUAAAAAAAUGAAGUUGUUGGCCAUGAUGCACAUGCCCUUUUUGAAGUCAGAAUAUUUUCAUUUUGUAAAAGUGAGCUAUGAAUCAUCCAAAUUUACUUCACAGAAAACCUCAGGUUUGUGUGCGUUUGCGUGUGUGUGUGUGUGUUUGCGUGCCUGCGUGUGUAUAUGAGCAUUUAUUAACACACAUAGUGAUGUAGAGAUGUCUGCUAUUACUGCCAUAAUCCACACUAAGCAUUUACGCACAAGUCCAAUAAUUAGUAUGCUAAAACUGCACAUAAAAUGGGUUUUACAGCUAAAAACGUUUCAAAGUUCACUCCCCCAAAGGCGUCUGUUGGACAGUUGGAUAUUGAUGCCAAUGCAAACUGACAUGAUCAAUUAAAUGAGGUCGCAACCGUCAACAUAAUUACCAACAAAACAAAAGCUUUACAUUGGGUGACCUGUCUGCCGAAGCACAGGGCGAUAAUUUCAAAUAAUAUGUGUUCAUGUGUGAUGCGUCUAAAGAGUGAUGCAAUACAUGGAUUUUGUAAAAUAAAUACUUGUGAUUUCUUUUUUU